This is a messenger RNA of Suillus clintonianus, 1182 nucleotides long. RefSeq lists its product as uncharacterized. The coding region runs from base 209 to 1114 and encodes 301 amino acids. NCBI's taxonomy places the organism in Eukaryota, Fungi, Basidiomycota, Agaricomycetes, Boletales, Suillaceae. The transcript is spliced from 8 exons. The record is from RefSeq and is a predicted model, not a curated record.
UGUCUUCAGUGUUCACAUCCGUCAUAGAGUGAAUUCAUUUUUACAUGCUGUCAAAACAGCCAGAAGCAGCCAAUCUGCGCUCAGCAAACGUGUUUACGGGCUCAGCAAGCAUAGUGCGACUGUGGAUGUCCUAGAUGCUGCGCGCGAACUUUCUGAAAAAGCAUCACACACCAGCAACAGAGUGUCCGCAAAAGACAAAUCCUUUAAGAUGAACACCGUCUCCCAAAUCGCCCCCGAAUCUUCGGAGUACACUGGCGAUGAGUUGACGGCACAGACAAACGUCUGUGGUAUAGAUUUCUCGUUUAAUAGAAAGACUACCGAGGAGGACACCAAGAAAAUUGAGAGCGUAAUUCGCCUUGUCGGUCCACAGCUGUACUACGACGAUGACACCAUGGAUGAAUCUGAGUCGGAGAGCGUCCGUGUUUUAAGAUCGAGAAAGAGCGACUUAUCAACCUACUCCUUUCAUUAUUGGGGUAUGGAAGCUUAUGCUACAACGGAAACUAGAUCGCCACCCGACAUCAGCGAAUCCAGAUCAUUCCCAUCUGACAAACCACCCUCUCAUAAAACGUCCUUUGACGUCCAUGCACGGGCGGACAGCCCGGAAGUAUUCCCCCGAGUGUCCAUCCAACGACGCAGAUCUCUCGACGGAUUAGUCCAAGCUGAUUCCGACCCCAUUCAGCGACACAAUCAACAUCGUGACGGUAUGACAAGAUCUACAUCUCCCGACGCUAGACCAGUCGCAUCGAGCUCGAGUGAAAACAAUAUAAACGCUAAUACGCUCCAGCAGGAGACAAUACAACAAAUCGCUGAGAUGAGCGCCGCAAAGACAUUGGAACUGUUCACACUUCAUGGUGAAUUGCCUGGUAGCCCGCCAAUUACCAACACCUACAACGGAUGCAUUGUUAGACCCCGCGGAAGGGCUGCACACACAGUAAAUUUCGGAGGGAAAAAUAACAAAGGAGCAGCCGUUUUAUCCUCCACGGGAACCGUGAGUUUCGGAGGGACGGACAAUGGAGGAGAGGCCGUUGAUCCAAGUCCGACGUCAGAAGCCGAUAGAAACAGUUUGCAUACUUUGGACGAUGACCCAAGCCUCAAUGGAUAUCAAUUUAUGUAAUUCAUGAUUUACGUGUUCUGUAUUUUAUGUUCGGAUAAUUCAACAAGGAAUUCCAUCUGUUACGCUUG